AUGGCGGUGGGAUCGCGGGGACGGCCUCGUCCUGCUAGCAACGGUCGGCUGUCAGGCGCCGUGCUCGUGCUCAUGAGCUGCCUCGCCACGCUCUACACCGGCGGAAGGCUAUGGCGAGACGUGCAGGUGCAGAAGAAGCUGCUGCAGGAGGCGAAGGGCAUGGGAGCUGGAGGCCAGUCGAAACAAGAUAAGAGCGCCAAACCUCUCUCAGUGGAAGACAGCAUACUCACACUCAAGCUCAGGGAACUAGAGAAGCGCCACGCAAUGCUACAGGUCCAGAUGGCGGAGGCCAAGACACGUGGCUUCAUCUCGGCCGUCGGAUCGGCCGCCCCAGACACCUUGGGAAGCGGGUCAGGAGGCGGGGGAACGGACGCAGCAGGGCAUGCAGGGGCAGUGGCAGGGGGGGAAGGGGCGGCAGGAGGUGGAGGCGCGGGGGGAGCGGGAGGUGCGGGGAGUGGGGCGGGGGGGAGGGAGCGGUUGCUGGUGGCGGUGCUGGUGAGCACUGCGUUUGGGAACAGGCAGAGGCGCGAGGCCAUUCGUAGCACCUGGAUGCCCACUGGUGCGCUCAUGGUUGGGGGUGGGGGAGAGUGGGAGGGGGAGUUGGGGGGAGUCGGGGGGAGAAGGGGGGAUAGGGGAGAAUGGGGGGGAAGAGGAGAAGGGGGAGGGGGGAUGGGAGGGGGGAGAGGGGGGAGCACAUCUCUGAAAGAUGAGAUGGGCGUGGUGCUGCUAGCACUUCUGCUUGAUACCCUGCUCCUUACCCCUUCCCCCUCCUUCGCUCCUCGCCCUGCUUCCUUCCCCGCCCGCCCUGCCACGACACCAGGAGCGGCUCUGAAGAAGCUGCAAGAUGAGAUGGGCGUGUUGCUGCGAUUUGCAGUGGGCCACAGUUUGAACCGUGGUGACUCGUUAGAUCGAGCAAUGCUGGAGGAGAGAGACAAGUGCAACGAUAUUGUGGUCAUGGACGAGUACGAGGAGGUGGAGAAGAGCGGGGGGCGCAAGGUGAAGCACCUGUUUGAGUAUGCUGUGAGGCACUGGGACGCGGAUUUCUAUUUCAAAGUCAACGACGAUGUCUAUCUCAGCACCAUGCAGCUGGUGUCGUUCCUACAACGCCUCAAGGACCGAUCAGGGCUCUACAUGGGAUGCUUCAAGUCCGGUGUUGUGGUCACGGAGCCCAAUCAGCAGUGGUUUGAGCCAGAGUGGGCACGGUUUGGCGAUGGCAAACAGUACUUCCAGCAUGCAGCAGCACCGGUCUAUGGACUCUCACGUGACCUCGCCCUUUUCCUUGCCUUCAAUGGGCCACUACUGCAUGAGUAUGCGAACGAGGACAUAUCGGUAGGGUCGUGGAUGCUGGGUCUCACCGCCACCCACCACAACGACCACCGCCUCUGCUGUGCCAGCCCUCCCGAAGAGGACUGUGGACGGAGGAGAGAGGAGAACAAGGGAUGUGUGGCAGUGUCUGAUUGGCGCUGUGGUGGGCUUUUUAUUUCCACUGUCACUCGCCUCGUGAAAGAGGGAUGCGUGGCCGUCUGCCCGUCGGACUAA
Molecule: messenger RNA, 1539 nt
Organism: Closterium sp. Naga37s-1
Lineage: Eukaryota; Viridiplantae; Streptophyta; Zygnematophyceae; Desmidiales; Closteriaceae
Source: the annotation of a GenBank genome assembly